This is a messenger RNA of Paraglomus occultum, 1269 nucleotides long. The record is from the annotation of a GenBank genome assembly. NCBI's taxonomy places the organism in Eukaryota, Fungi, Glomeromycota, Glomeromycetes, Paraglomerales, Paraglomeraceae.
ACAACGAAAGUCGGUUGGUUUAUGGAGAGAACCAAUUUAUCGAUUAUGGGUUUUGAUGCUGAUGUGGAAACCUAUCUUAUUCCCGGAUUUAAGAUAUUUGAGCAUUUCUUUACAGUUCCACUAGGUAUCUAUCGUCUAUAUAAAACUCUUGAAUAUCGACAUAAUCUCACCAAGGGUGGUCCUGGCUUCGAAUGUUCUCUCCCAAGUUAUUCUGGUGCAUAUAGAGCUGCAUCCGCGAAAGGCUAUCAAUGGCUGUUACUCGAUCAACGUGGAACUGGAUUAUCGACACCUAUAUCGGCUGCUUCACUUGGAAAUUUUGAAACGGCGGAAGCGAAGGCGGAUUAUUUGAAAUAUUUCAGAGCGGAUUCUAUAGUGAAGGAUGCCGAGCUUAUAAGAAGAGAACUGUGUGGCGGGAGGAAAUGGAGUUUAUUAGGGCAGAGCUUUGGUGGCGUACCACCGCUGGCUUCCAAUCCAGAUCCAGUAUACAAGGCUCUCUACUGCCAGCUCAUAAAACGAAACUCUAUCUAUUACCUGAAAUACCCGAAAGACAUCCAACGAGUCCGCACCAUUCUCCGAUAUUUAUCCACCAACACUGUCAUCCUUCCUGACGGCGGCUUUCUUACUCCUAGACGUUUCCGACAACUUGGCAUCGCAUUCGGUGAGCAUGGCGGGUUUGAUGCAAUACAUCAAAUUGUAAUUCUCACAGCCAACGACAUCGAAGUUAUGGGAAGAUUGAGUUAUCGUUGUCUGGAAAAAAUAUCUAACAGACAGCCGUUCGAUUCUAAUAUUUUAUACGCAAUACUGCACGAGGCUAUUUAUUGUCAGGGAGAAAAAUCAAACUGGUCAGCAGAGAGAAAUAUGACAAAGGAUUUUGAUUUUUCUCUGGAAUGGUUGGAACAGAAUGAGGGCAAGCCAGUGUUGUUUACGGGGGAGAUGAUUUAUAGUUGGAUGUUUGAUGAUUAUGCUGAAUUGAGGCCAUUGAAGGAAGUUGCUCAUUUGCUGGCUCAGUAUGAGAACUGGGGCCCGUUGUAUGACGUUAAGCAGUUGGGUAAAAAUAACGUACCGGUUGCAGGUGUGUCUUAUUACGAGGAUAUGUAUGUUGACCUUAAAUUGAGCGAGGAAACAGUUUCCAAGAUUAAAGGAUUCAGGCAUUGGAUCACAAACGAGUAUCAGCACAAUGGUCUUCGUGAGGGUGGUGAACACAUUCUGAAUACUCUAUUCAGGAUGCUGCGAGGAGAUUACGACGGAUACAAUGAAAGUCAGGUAUAA